AUGCCUUUUCGUUCUUCGUGGACGGAUAUGAUUCUUUGUGUGAGAGGUCCACAGAGCCUGCUGGCGGAUCAGAGGGGCUGCCGACCUUCUUCGUGCGUGGCGGUCCCCCGGGUUUGCCGCCGACCAAGUCAUGCACCCCUUGAACCCGCCGACCUGACCCCCACGCAGCAGCCGCUGAGCUCGCCGGAGCUGCCACCCAGGACGGCCGAAACCUCGCGUGGCUCCUCCUCCCGCGCAGAGGGACCCCGAAGAGGACCUGCUGUGCAUCGCCAGGACUUUCUGCUACUUGAGGGAAUCCGGUUGGUACUGGGGCUCCAUCACCGCCACAGAAGCCAAGCAGAAGCUGCAGAAGAUGCCGGAAGGAUUUUUCCUGGUGCGGGACAGCACCCACCCGAGCUACCUCUUCACUCUGUCGGUUCGGACUAACCGCGGACCCACGAACGUUCGUAUCGAGUAUUCCGACAGCCUCUUCCGACUGGACUCCAACUGGCUGUCCAAGCCGCGAAUCCUCUCUUUCCCCGACGUGGUCAGCCUGGUCCAGCACUACGUCUCGUCCUGCAGCUCGGAUGGCCCCAAAGAGCCCGCCAGCCAACCGCCGCCCGAGCCGAGCCCCUUAAAGGAACCCGCGGCCGUCCACCUUAAGCUCCUGCAGCCCUUGCACGAACCGAAGCGGAGAGAGCCCGAGCUUGCAGCACCUGUGCCGGCUGCAGAUCAACCGGAGCAUGGCGCCCGGCAUGGAGGUGACGGAGCUGCCGCUGCCGCGCAGGAUGGUGGAGUACCUACAGAGGUACCCAUUCAAGCUCUGAUGGUUUUCAGGGAUGGACUCCAUUUUUUUUUUUCUCCUACACAUACUUCCCACACAUGGACUGUAAAUAUUCCUGAUAUUUAUUAUGAAUGGCCGCACACCCGGCGUCUUUUUCUAGCACUGAUAGCUGCCCAAAGAUGA
Molecule: messenger RNA, 946 nt
Organism: Staurois parvus
Lineage: Eukaryota; Metazoa; Chordata; Amphibia; Anura; Ranidae
Source: the annotation of a GenBank genome assembly